CGCGGCGCAGUCAGGCUCGGGUUGAGGCCGCGGCGAGUUACAUCGGUUUCCCGGCUGUCCGCGUCCGCCGCCGCUCAGGGCAGAACCAGAAUGUUCAGAAUGCUGAGUAGCAGCUUUGAGGAUGAUCCUUUCUUCUCUGAUUCUUUUCUUGCACACCGAGAAAGUAUGCAACAGAUGAUGAGAAGUUUUUCUGAACCUUUUGGAAGAGACUCGCUCAGUAUCUCUGAUGGUAGAGGGAGAGCUCAUAAGCAUACCAGACAUUACGAUGACGAGGAUUCCUUGACUGCACCAAGUUAUUCUCUCAUGCCUUUUGGCGAUUUGGGUAAUAUGCGUACAGAUGUCAACCCUUUUCAGGCAAUGGACCGAAUGAUGUUAAAUAUGCGAAACAGUAUACAGGAUUUACAAAGAAACUUUGAUCACCUUUCAAUGGAACCACAUGGACAUUCAUUUUGUUCUUCCUCUGUGAUGACUUAUUCCAAAGUGGGAGAUGAACCACCAAAGGUUUUCCAGGCCUCAACUCAAACACGUAGGGCUCCAGGAGGAAUAAAGGAAACCAGGAGAGCAAUGAGAGAUUCUGACAGCGGACUAGAAAAAAUGGCUGUUGGUCAUCAUAUCCACGACCGAGCUCAUGUCAUUAAAAAGUCAAAGAACAACAGGACUGGAGAUGAAGAGGUCAAUCAAGAAUUCAUCAACAUGAAUGAAAAUGAUGCUCAUGCUUUUGAUGAUGAGUGGCAAAGUGAGAUUUUGAAGUACAAACCAGGAGGACAGUACCGCCAUCUAGAAAACCCUAGAAUGCGGGGUGUCAGUCAUGACAAUUUAAGAUCUCGAGAACUUAAAAGAAGGGAGAAACUUCAUCAAAGUCCAGCCAUUGAAAGCGGAAGAAGAUCAAACGUUUUUGUGGACAAGCUUAACAUCAAAGGCUCGCCUGUGAAAAACAACAACAAAUAAAUAGCCAUGCAUUUCAUUUGUUUAGUUUUGGUUGUUUUAACAGAGAAAGCAAUGGUGCUCGGUGAUACACAUUAAGACCAAUGUCUUGUUGCUAAAUUAAUACCGUACUUUGCAACUUUCUUCUGAUAUCUGAAUGUUCAUGGAAGCACUAACUUUAUAUUAUCCCUACUUUAGGAAUAAAAUUUCGAUUUUCAACUAUGUGAGUAAAUGGUUAAUUAACCAUUCUAUAAAAUUCUUUACUUUAAAACAUACUAAUUUUUAAAGCUCACAUGCUUAUUUUACUUUCUCAAUUAUUUUUGUAUUGGCUAUAUGUUCUUUUAUACUUAAGAUUAUUUAUAAAGAAGUGAAUGUUAAAAAAAAGUCUGAACUUUUACUAACAUUAGAGUAAUGUUAAUGGUCAAAUGGUUAAUGGUUAAUUUAUUUCAAAUUUUAUAAUGUGUUAUAUAGCCAACUAGCUUAAAGCUUUAAAUAAAGCUUUUUCUUUAAUAAAGAAAAUGGUAUCAGUACCAUUUUAUGAGAAAUUAGUUAUUAUUUUGAUAAAGGGCAAGAAUAAUCAAGUAGUUCAAAGAAAAUGUUUUAAAUUGCUAAUAUAUGAGUUUUCUUGAUCUAGUUUCUUUAUACAGUAUGUUCUUUUUUGUUCUGUAUCACAUUGUUAACAUUCAUCAGACUUUAAAUAGACCUUUCUAUAACUUCGUAAGAGGGUAUAUUUUCACUUUACUCAUCCCCCAAAGAGCUUAAUCUAUCUCCAAGGUUAAGAUAACAUUCUAAAGUUGGAGAGUCCUUGGAGAAACUCUACUUAGCUUUUUUGCGACAUUUAGAAAAAUACAUUUAGUAUUCUGCAAACCAGAAAGAUUGAUUGUCUCAAAAUUUGUUUGACAGCUGAUGUGUGUUUUUGAGCAAGGUGCUUAUUCACUUGUUUCUGUUUUAAUUAUGUCAUCAAAAAAUUCAGCUUUACCUUUUUAAUUCUAGAAUUCAAGGAUUAAUCUGUUUUUCUAAAAAUUAGGUUUGAAUUUUAUAAUAAUAUAAAAUCUUAACACUUAUAGCUAUUGUUGAAGACAAUAUUUCUAUCAAGGAAAAAAACAGAAAAUCUACUAUCGGUCUGUAAUCCUAAAUAUUUUCCUUUUUAAGUUUAGAAGUAAAAUUACAUGACUAUUCUCUGAUUUUCUACAUUUUGCUAUUUUGUGUUAAUCAUUAAUGAGUCACUAAAAAUGCAAAUUUGUUCAUUUAUUUUUAUUACUGAUAUUAGUGAAGCAUGUAUUAAAAAUUUCUUGUGCGUACUUCCGUAUACUAUGAACAUACCACAUUAGAAAAUUGUCAUGAAUUUUAAAUGACACUUUUGCGUAAAUUAACUCGAUAGAGCAAAGUCUCAAUAAAGUUGACACUUCAUAAUUAUUCUACUUUUGCUUAAAUCAUUGUACUGAUGCUAACUUGAGUCAUUAAAUUUAAAUCUGAAAACAUACUUUAAUAUAUUAUUGUGCUUAAUAGCAUAACUUCUAUACAUCAUAUAUAUAUGGACCAGUUAGAGAAUUCACAGAUACCUUUUUCUUCAUUAUUUGUUUACCAGGGAAAUCAAAUAAAAAUUAAAAUAUGUAUUUCUUCUUAGAAUACAGUGCUUCCUUAUGGGACACUUAUAGAGAAUGUAACACAGAGACAUGAAGUGUCAUGGUAAACCUGCAUGUGACCUCAGCUCUGUAUGUAUGAGUUUUUCAUGGUCCUGCUUGGGCCCUUUUAAAAAAGCCAUGCCUAAGGGAAGUUGCUUUUAGAAAUAAGGACAACAAAAUCUGGAAUUCCAACACAUGCACACAAAUAAGACUUAAGGCUUGCUAAUAAUAAGAUUGAUUAUUAUGCUACAGGAACCUAAUUAUCUGGUUUUGUACAGAAAUCACUUUUGGCCUUUGACAUUUGAAACUAAUAUAAACUGAUCUUUCUAACUCAUUUCCUUUUUAGCAUUCACUCAUUUUUGUCUAGUGUAAAUCAUAUACUAAAUGUAAAAUGUUUCAUAAAACCUAUAAAAAUUAGUAAAAUUGUAUUCAAAUUAA
Messenger RNA from Nycticebus coucang (slow loris), 2987 nucleotides. It is a transcript of the gene MLF1, whose product is annotated as myeloid leukemia factor 1. The transcript is spliced from 8 exons. The record is from RefSeq and is a predicted model, not a curated record. Lineage: Eukaryota; Metazoa; Chordata; Mammalia; Primates; Lorisidae. Bases 91 to 948 code for a protein of 285 amino acids. Gene Ontology annotation, biological process: regulation of DNA-templated transcription. Gene Ontology annotation, cellular component: cytoplasm; nucleus.